AUGCUUCAAGAUCUACCAGUGGAGUUGCUCCAUAAUAUAGCUGAAAAGCUACAUCAACAAGAGAUAGUCAGCUUGUCAAGAACAAAUUCGUUCUUUAACAAGUUGUUGCUUCCUAGGUUAUACUCGGCGGUUACAGUAGAGUCAACACCGAAGGUUUUUGAAAAUUCAGGAGCUGAUUCACUGAUUUCAGAAAUCCAACAAGACAGAUUUCAAGUUGGAAAUGUAUAUUUAUCCUCGAUCAAAAUUACUUCAGUUUAUGCGCUUAAGCUUUUCUUUAAAUGCUUGAUUAGACAUCCUGAAUAUUGUUCCUAUGUCAAAGUCCUUGUUUUCAAAUCUCAAAUCCCCGACAUUGAGGAUUCAAAUUUGUUCAUAUAUUUAAAACAUACGUUAUACAAGAUGAAUAAUUUAAAGGUAUUCCGGUUGGAUAAGAAGUCUAUAAAUGUUAACUUAGAAUGGUUUAAUCAGGGAAUUUGUGAAAUUCAAGGAAGACUUGUUGGAAGUUCUCCUCAUCAAUUCAAUUUAAAGUCGUUGGGACUAAUAAACACAUGCGAUCUGAGCAGUGCCAAAACAUUUUGUAUGAAGAACCUACAAGAGUUGGCAAUAUUAAAACUGGCCGAUUUGAAUGUGUUUGAUAAUCUAUUCAAAAACAGCACAAGCAAAAUCCGAUUGCGGAAAUUGAUUAUUGAAAACCUGUAUUUGGAUAUUACGAUAGCUGAUUUGCUCAACAAACAUCUUGAAUUGGACCAGUUGCAAUCAUUGUCAGUUCCGCUUUGUGACGGUAGCAAUCCUAUGAAAUAUAAUGAAUUCUUGAUCAAAUUGAUUGCAUAUAUGAACAACCUUUCCGAGUUAACAUUUACAGCCACUGAUCACAGAUUGCUUCCUUCAUUGAAAUACUUGGGUCUUUCAAAAUUAAAAGUAUUAUGUGACAGUAACAAGUUUGACUUGGGAUUGAUACUUGCAAAAGUGAAUCUGGAGUCAUUACUACGAUUGGAUAUCUGUCCAACAUCUGAUAUUUCCUCCCGUGGCAAGUGCCCUACUUCUCCAAACAGCAGCUUGAAGUUACUUGGCGCAUUUUCCAAAUUGAAGAUGUUGAGCUUGCCAGUAACCGAUGAAGAAAUGUUGGUUUUACCAUCAUAUUUGCCAUCGAGUUUGGAAAUGCUAAUUGUGCAAUGCUUAUCUCCGGAUCAUAUUGAGAAUUCACUUAUAUUUUGUGAACACUACGGACAAACUUUUCAAAUGGUUCGAGAAAACAAAUAUCACGCUCGCUUUGUUUCAAUUGUUGAGAAAUUUGGCCAAAAAUUACCAAAACUAAAAUGGGGUGGGUUUGAAAAGGCAAACAAAACUUAUUUAUACCAAAAUCACGAGGGAAAAGUAAUGAAGCACGAUGGCAGUAGAAGCGAUAUAGAGCCCAUAAUAAUGAAAAAUUAG
Spathaspora passalidarum NRRL Y-27907 is the source of this 1428-nucleotide messenger RNA. RefSeq lists its product as uncharacterized. The transcript has a single exon. Gene Ontology annotation, molecular function: protein binding. NCBI's taxonomy places the organism in Eukaryota, Fungi, Ascomycota, Pichiomycetes, Serinales, Debaryomycetaceae. The record is from RefSeq and is a predicted model, not a curated record. The coding region runs from base 1 to 1428 and encodes 475 amino acids.